Messenger RNA from Lottia gigantea (owl limpet), 720 nucleotides. RefSeq lists its product as hypothetical. The coding region runs from base 1 to 720 and encodes 239 amino acids. The record is from RefSeq and is a predicted model, not a curated record. NCBI's taxonomy places the organism in Eukaryota, Metazoa, Mollusca, Gastropoda, Lottiidae. Gene Ontology annotation, molecular function: protein binding. The transcript has 4 exons.
AUGUGGGAAAGAGGUGCCUACGACAAUACAAUAAAAGUAAUAUCAGUGGAAUCAGGGAAACUGAUCAAAUCAUUCGAUAUUGAGGGCAAUGAUCCUGAAAACGUACGAUUCUGUAAUAAUGACGAAACGCUGAUUGUUACCUGUGAUGAUUUUGCACUGGCAGUACGAUGCCAGACGGGGCUGAAACAAUAUACUCUGAAGUGGAAAGAUAAAGGAACUGUUGGUAUUUGUGGUGAAAAUAAAGAAAUGAUAGGAGUAUUUGGAGGAACUAUGGUUGUAUUACAUGAUGCUGCUACUGGAAAAAUGCCCAAAGCUGUAGAAUGUGAUUUUAUGAAAGAGAAGGAAUUGUCGUUUGCUACAGACUUUCCGUGCGUAGGUAGAAGUAAACGGUAUAUAUGGGCCACGCUUGAUGAUGAUAACUAUAAGAGAUUGUCAGCCAGUUUCUACAUAAUCAUUACCAAUAUCUUCGAAACUUACAAGAACUCUGAUGGAGAUGAUACACAAGAUACGGUCAAUGCAAUGGUUAUAUCCCUAGAUUGUCAACAUAUCAUUGUGUCGACGAUGAAAAAUGACCUUUUGAUAUAUGACAUCACCAACAUGGAACUGGUCCGACAAAUACAAGUUAAACAUUCGCGAAAGGGAUUACGUCCUCCAACACUAACACUUGUCAACGUACGCCUAUAUUCAGAUUUAUGUAAACGGUCGAGAGUUACCGAAUGA